AUGAUUCUCAUCGAUCAAUUUGAUAACUUCAACGAGCAGCUUCCUUCUUUUGAUCUCCCUACUUCGGUAAUUAGUAGCGUGGAAGGACGCAAACUUUCCGAUUAUAUGGCUACGAGAAGACGCCCGAUCGCAGGUAUCUUGGAGACUCGGGAAGUAAUUGGUGUAGAACUGGCACCAAAGAUGGCGUUGUUUUCCUCGAGAGGACCUAAUUCUGUAACACCUGACAUCAAUAUCAAACCCGACAUCACUGCACCAGGAGUCAACAUUUUAGCAGCAGCGCCACCGAGUAAAAAUCAAGCCGCCGAUGCAAUUUCGAACAACAUGCAUUCAGCUAAAACCAAGGACAACAACGGAAAUACCAUUCGCGAUCGGUCUGGGAAGCCUAUACCUUGCAGUUUUGUACCUGUUCCUCCAUACUUUCUCAACUACCCUUCCAUCGGCAUUGGAGCUAUGAGCGGGCAUAUGUCAAUUUAUCGAACGGUGACCUUCAAGGGCGGACGAAAGGACCCACAGAUAAUCAAAGUUUCUGUUGAUUCUCCUCCGGAUGUUGCCUCAGGUGCUUGA
Pyrus x bretschneideri (Chinese white pear) is the source of this 564-nucleotide messenger RNA. Its product is annotated as subtilisin-like serine-protease S. Gene Ontology annotation, molecular function: serine-type endopeptidase activity. The coding region runs from base 1 to 564 and encodes 187 amino acids. The record is from RefSeq and is a predicted model, not a curated record. Gene Ontology annotation, biological process: proteolysis. NCBI's taxonomy places the organism in Eukaryota, Viridiplantae, Streptophyta, Magnoliopsida, Rosales, Rosaceae. The transcript has 5 exons.